Molecule: messenger RNA, 330 nt
Organism: Prunus armeniaca (apricot)
Lineage: Eukaryota; Viridiplantae; Streptophyta; Magnoliopsida; Rosales; Rosaceae
Source: the annotation of a GenBank genome assembly
AUGGACAGGAUUCUAGAGGAAGUUAUCAAUGACCAUAGAAAGAAAAGAAAGGCCGCCUUUGCAUUAUUAACCAACAAAAAUAACAAAGAAUCAUGCCAUCAGGAAGAAGUAGAAGAUCUAGUUGAGGACUUGUAUUUUGCUGGAAGUGAGACUGCAGCGGCUACCACAGAAUGGGCAAUGUCAGAACUUGUGAGAAAUCCUAGAGCAAUGGAGAAAGCACAGGCAGAGGUACGCCAAGUUGUUGCAGGAUUGGGAAAUGAGAAAAAACUCGAAGAUGCAGACAUGAAGAAGCUAGACUACUUGAAGAUGGUGAUAAAAGAAACUCUAUGA